UUUACGGCAGGAGGCGGAGAGAGAGUAUUCGCCGGUGCAUUUGGUGUGCAUCAUCGAGCAUAGGCAAUGGCACCCCCAUCUGUAAGAUAGUUGCCGAGGCUUUCACUCGGGCUAUAACAGUACAGCGAUCAGCCAGCUGUACUCCGGCUGAAGCCAUGAGUGUUGACCUAGAUUUAAUGUAAUCCAUCUCCGAGAAGUAUCAUAUCGGCGCUGGACAAGCCACACGGGUCGUGACUAUGGGGAAUAUGCAGUGCCUCCGAGGUUUCUUCGUGUCCGAACCCGUCGAUGCGAAGGCGGCGCUCAGAGCCAGUGACGCCCCGGCUGGCCCCCUCACCCACAAGAUCAGCAGCAGCAUCACGUACCACUACCACCCGGACCCCCACACGCCCCCUCCCCCGGACCCCUCCCGGUCCGACCCAGGGGGGGGUCCCCCGCCGGCCCCCACCCCCCCCUCGCCGGCCCCCCGCACCCUGGUCCUCUUCCUCCCCUGGCUGGGCGCCAGACCCGAGGCGCUGGCCAAGUACCGGGCGCUGUACCUGGGGCGCGGCAUGGACGUGCUGACGGUGGAGAGCGGCGCGGGGCUCUUCCUGUGGCCGCGCUGGGGGCUGGCGUACGGCCGGGACGUGCUCCGCCUCCUGGAGCAGCCCUGGCUGCAGCGGCGCCCCCUGCUGGUGCACGCCGUCUCCAUCGGCGGCUACACCUUCUCCACGAUGCUGAGCCACCUGGCCCAGGGUCCCGAGAGGUACGCCCGCAUCACGGAGCGGGUCCGAGGGCACGUCUACGACAGCAUGGUGGCCGGGAGCCUGGAGCACAUGGCCGCAGGCCUGGGUAAGACUCUGUUUCCCCGUCUGGAGUUCCUGGUGAGGAACGCCGCCCUGUUCUUCUUCUGGCUCUUCCGUCGCCACACGGCCGACUUCUACGACAGCGGCGUGCACGUGUUCCGCAACAACCCCGUGCGCGCGCCGGCGCUCUUCUUCUUCUGCGACAACGACGUCAUGUGCGACCCGGUCGCCAUGGAGACGGUGAUGGAGCUGUGGCGGGGGCGGGGCGUGGCGGUGGACCGCUGCCGCUGGCCCGUGUCCGUGCACGCCGCCCACCUGCGUUGCCACCGCGACGAGUACCUCGCCGCGCUCGAGGCCUUCCUGAGCUCGCUGCCGACGACGCCGCUGGCGGCGUCGGCAGCGAGCUCAGGGAAGCCUCAAGCGCUCACGGACGUUGUUUAGACACGAUCGACGCGCAAACACGGGGAACGCCGGGAGUCAGAAGCUGUGAGGUCAGUCAAAGGGGGUCGGUUUAGCUCCGGAAGGUUAACCGGAAGGUUGCUAGUUCGAUCCCCCUCACGUUCAUGUGACGAGGUGUCGCAGAGCAAGUUACCGAACCCGACUGUCUCCGGAUAGGCCGGCUGUCGCCUUGCACGGUUUUACUCCGCCGUCGGUGUGGGAAUGUGUGCACUAAACCUUGUAAGUCGCUUUGGCUAAAAGCGUCUGCUAAACGCCCUCAAUGAAGAACGGGAAGGUUCGGUACGCCGGCUCAAUCAAAACGGCGUCCGUCUGCACUCCCAUAGAGGAACCACUGGCGAACCUCGGAGCGAUGCGUGAACAACGGAACAAUGCAAACUACGAAGUCGUGCAAACACGGACCUUUGGUUCUUAGGUUCUUAGGUUCUCUGUCCCUUGUUUGAGGCUUUCCAUUUCAUUUUAAGUUUUUAUCUGUUUUGCAAAGUGUAAACCACUGAAGUUUCAACGUUUUAUGUGUAUUGGAUUUAACAUAGAUAAUGUUAAUUUAAUAUUUAUAUACAAACCCAGGUAGUACAAUUUCCAUCAGUGGCCAGUGUUGCUUUAUGUUAUUUUACUUAUUAUUAAGAGCAUGACAAAGUGUCUUUUGAAUGGAACUUUUAAAUGUAUGUGUUUGGUAACAAUUUACAAUAAGAGUACAUUGAUAUCCGUAGUCAGAAAGCUGUUGAGAACUCUCAGAGCAGGUUACCUUGAAUUGGGCAUGUGUCACUGUUUAUUUGUCAUGAUAUAGUUCUCUAUAUGCCUGCUUAGUUUGCACAGAGAAAGAUGCUGAGAAAUGCUGAGAAAUUGCCCACUUGUAUGAAAUUGUUUUAAUUCCUUGACAUAAUUGCACAUCCGCCAAUCAAUAUGUCAAUUCAUGCAAUGAGAGAUCACAAAUAAAAAAAUAUUUCUUGAAUAAUGGCUUUCUGGGAUAUGUCAGGUGUUCAGGGAUACAAAUACUAAACCUCUGGGCAUGUUUUGAACAUUUUUCAUUCACAUGACAGAAGUCUUUUUUUCGAGUUGCGCUGCAGUGAUUAAAAAGUAAGUGGAUCAAGUUUUGCCAACUAAA
Gadus chalcogrammus (walleye pollock) is the source of this 2343-nucleotide messenger RNA. RefSeq lists its product as uncharacterized. The transcript has 3 exons. The record is from RefSeq and is a predicted model, not a curated record. NCBI's taxonomy places the organism in Eukaryota, Metazoa, Chordata, Actinopteri, Gadiformes, Gadidae. Bases 237 to 1223 code for a protein of 328 amino acids. Gene Ontology annotation, molecular function: serine hydrolase activity.